AGUUGUUGCUUGUUGCUGCACAAAGCUACAUCAUGUCGCUAUCAAAUGAUCAAGUUAAUUUACCUUUUCGCUGUGAUUAUUGCCAGCGAACCUUUAAACACAAAAGAAGUCGAGAUCGACACAUAAAAAUUCAUACAGGUGAUCGACGAUACAAAUGUAACAAUUGUGAGUCUGCCUUUUCUCGAAGUGAUCACCUCAAGAUUCACAUGAAAACUCAUGACAACAUGAAACCUCACCAAUGUUCAACCUGUAAUCGAGGUUAUUCAACAGCAGCUGCAUUAACAUCACACAUGCAAAACCAUAAAAGGUCAACAUUAAAAGUAAAAUCAACCGUUGAAUGUAAACCUUUUGUGCGUUACAAGGAUAAUGUUGAAAACAGUGAGGUUAAAGCAAAUGUGGACAAAAAGAUGAUUAAGAAUGGUGAAAAGAGCGUUUCACCGAGCAAUUCAUUGGCUGAAAGUGACCAUCAAACCUGCCAACAGCAACAAGUUACCUGUGGUCUAUGUGGUAACAAAUGUACCUCACUUGAUACUCAUAUAAGAGAAAGUCAUCUUCAUCAUCUUCUUUUUGCUGGUUUACUUCAAAACUCUUUCUAUGGUGCAUCCAUUGCUAAUUGGCAACAAUUAAUGCCAAGUCCAACAACACCGGGAUUAGUUGCUGCUGCAGCUGCAGCUGUUGCUGCAUCUUCUUCAUCUUCAUCGUCAACAUCAUCUUCAUCACCCACAACCAAUACUUGCAACAAUCUCAAUCAAAAUCACCAGUUUAAUGAGAAUCUCAAGAAUGGACAAUAUUUAGUCCAACAAUCUAAAUCAAAAUCAUUCCCAUCCAAAGCAAGUUCAUCUUCACCUAAUCACAAUUGUGAUUCAAAAGUAAAUAGUUCACCUUAUUGUUCAUCAAAUGAUUCAAAUAUCCCUUUCUUGUGUAAUCAAUGUUCACCUUCACCAUCAUUUCCUGAUUUCGAGUCAUUCCGUGUUCACCUUAAAUCACAUCUUCUCGCCUCAUCUUCAUCUUCAUCUUCAUCAUCCUUAUCAUCCUUAUCCCCUGGAUCUCUACCAACCAAUUUAGAUCUACUCAAUCCCAUUCUGGGUCCAUCCAUGAUUCAUGGUCAUCAUAAUUUAUCUCGCCAUCAACAACGUUCUUGUCCAUAUUGUGAAACAAUUGUUACCUCUGACUUGGAGAACCACAUAAUCAGUUCACAUUUAGCUUCAACAGUAUCCUCAUUCACUUGUGAAUCUUGUAAAAAAGUAUUUACUAAAUCAGAUGAUCUAACGAAACACCUAAUGGACUAUCAUUCCCAUCAUCUGUAUCAAUGUUCAAUUUGUCGUGAAAUGUUUGAUACUGAUGUCACUUUACAAGUUCACUUUGCAGUUAAACAUUCAAACCAAUGUAAAGUAUUUAAAUGUUCAAUUUGUAAUGAACUUUGGCCAAAUGAAAACGAUUUCAAAGUUCACCUUAAAGUCGCUCAUUUCUCAAACCCAAGUCUAGUCAACCACCACAACCUUGCUCAUCAACACCAACACCAACAUCAAACCACUAACGGUGUUCAUCCAUACUCACCAAGUGCCUAUCGUCAUUUACCUUCAUCUUUGGUAACCUCAACGAGUAACUCAAACAAUGGCAAUAACACCAAUCCUCAUCACAACUUAACAGUUAACAGUUUAACUGCGGCAGCAUUCCAACUAUUUGGUCCAAAAUCGUACUUCAAGUGUCAAUUUUGUUCAGAUGAAUUCCAAAUUGAAUAUCUAUUAGAGAAACACAUUGAAUUUGUUCAUGGACCACAAUUAGCAUCACACUCAUUACCUUACAACCAAUUGAAGCGAUCAAGUCCAGCAAUGGGUUCACCUAAAAGUGAACCUAAAAAGCGUAAAUUGGAUUCGACUAAUGGAAACGAUGAAAUAAACAUUGAUUCAGAUGAUAUUGAUGAAGAGAAAGAUGUCGAUGAAGAUGUUGUCGAUACAAGUAAUGAUCAAAAGGAAAGUGAAACCAAUGAUGAAAGGUCAUCUUCACCAACAAAACGUCGCCUCAUUGAAUCACCCAAACCUUCAACACCUUCACCAACCGAACCAUUAACAACCGUAACAUCAUCUUCAUCCUCCUCAUCACCACCAUCAACCUCUUCACCAAUCCUUGGUAAACCCGGUAAAAGCUCAAUAAAAUGUGUUAAAGGUGAUUAUCUCAAUUUUUAUAGCCCACUUUGGACUCCUUAUACUCGACUCAUUCAAUCCUCAGCAACUUCAUUGAUGAUUAAUUAAGUUACGAGAUUCAUGUUCAAUAAAUCUCUUGACUUGACUAUUCCAAUCAACAUUUAAAGCAUGAUUAAAUGAAACUCAUUGUAAACCAACAUUUGUU
Molecule: messenger RNA, 2349 nt
Organism: Tetranychus urticae (two-spotted spider mite)
Lineage: Eukaryota; Metazoa; Arthropoda; Arachnida; Trombidiformes; Tetranychidae
Source: RefSeq, a predicted model, not a curated record